CGUGGUCCAUUCGUCACUGCUGGUGGGCUGGUGGCUUCGUCCGUCGUGGGCAGUGGGCGUCUCCGCGUCUGGGCGAUUCGUUCGUGGCUUCAAGUACGUGGUCAGAAUUCGUGGCUUCAACUCUUCAAGUGGUCGGAAAUCAGAUUUCUUGGUGGAUGACAGUGGCCGGAUUUCUUGUUUUACUCUAGAUUUGAUAAUGAAGAGAAAACGUACUCCAAACAAAAUGCAAAACAUUGCUAGUUUCUUCACUAAGAAAAAUCCAACUCCAAAUUCUCCUCCACAUCCAACACAAAGUGAACAAAUUUUGUCUCCUCAACUAGCAAGCGAACAACAUUCCUCUCCAUCACACAAUUCAAUUCAAAAUUCCCCUCAAAAUUCUCCUCAAAAUUCCCCUCAUAAUUCCCCUCCAAAUUCCCCUCAUAAUCCUCCUAGCGCUCCGGUCUUUGGUCAAAGACUAAGUGAAAUUGAUUGCGCCAAUCUUCCACAAGACCCAGGAUUAAGGAGAAAGAUGAGUAAUUUUCAUAAAAAUGAUAGAGAUUUAGUGAGGAGAACUUACAUUGAGAGAAAACCUUGUCAACCCAAAGACUUUCUAUUUCCUCAAACACUUAUUGCACAAAAAAACCGUCGAUUUGUUGCCCAGUGGUUUGAAACAUGGAGUUGGCUUGAGUAUAGUGUGGAAAAGGAUGCUGCCUAUUGUUUCGUUUGUUAUUUAUUCAAGGAUGAGAAUGCAAUUGGAGGUGAUGCUUUUGUUAGUGGGGGUUUCAAAUCUUGGAAUAGAUUAGAUACGAUAAAAAAUCAUGUCGGGAAACACACGAGUGCUCACAACAAAGCAGUGAUAGCCAUGGAUUUGAAGACUCUUAGUGAGCUUUCAAUGAAACUUGUGGAGACGGGAUUGUCUGAAACUCACGAUAGGGUCUACUUGCUUUUAAAAUUGGUGUUACUUCUCCCCGUUGCAACGGCAAGUGUAGAAAGGGUAUUUCUGGAAUGACGCAAGUGAAAGACAAAUUGCGUAAUGGUAUGGGAGAUCAAAUGUUGAAUGAUUGUUUGAUUACUUAUUUAGAGAAUGAUUUGUUUUUGAAUGUUAGCAUGAAUGAUAUUGUAAAUCGAUAUCAAAACAUGAAAACUCGUCGUGAGCAAUUGUAAUCAUUUUUACUAGU
This is a messenger RNA of Beta vulgaris subsp. vulgaris (sugar beet), 1157 nucleotides long. RefSeq lists its product as uncharacterized. Lineage: Eukaryota; Viridiplantae; Streptophyta; Magnoliopsida; Caryophyllales; Amaranthaceae. Bases 197 to 988 code for a protein of 263 amino acids. The transcript has 2 exons. The record is from RefSeq and is a predicted model, not a curated record.